GUGGUUUAUCGUGUGCGGGGCAAAAUGGAGCUCGAGGCCAUGAGUAGGUACACCAGCCCGGUCAACCCGGCUGUCUUCCCACACCUGACUGUGGUACUUCUGGCCAUCGGCAUGUUCUUCACCGCCUGGUUCUUCGUUUACGAGGUCACCUCCACCAAGUACACACGUGACAUUUACAAAGAGCUCCUCAUCUCCUUGGUGGCGUCACUCUUCAUGGGCUUUGGAGUCCUCUUCCUGCUGCUCUGGGUUGGCAUCUACAUAUGAGUCCCCAAGGGUACCCACCAGGCAGCUUCACCAAG
Molecule: messenger RNA, 299 nt
Organism: Arvicola amphibius (Eurasian water vole)
Lineage: Eukaryota; Metazoa; Chordata; Mammalia; Rodentia; Cricetidae
Product: transmembrane protein 258
Exons: 1
Coding region: 25-264 (79 amino acids)
Biological process (GO): protein N-linked glycosylation
Cellular component (GO): membrane-bounded organelle
Source: RefSeq, a predicted model, not a curated record